AUGGCGACGGCAGAGUACAUCGGGGCGCUGAUCUCGCUCAUCAGCAAGUCGGACAUCCGGUACCAGGGGUUGCUGGCGUCGAUCAAUCCGGAGCAGGCGACGAUCGCGCUGGAAAAGGUGCGGUCUUGGGGCACCGAGGGCCGCGUGGCGGCGCAGGGGCGUGCGCAGGAAGAGAUCCCGCCCAGCGACCACGUGUACGAAUACAUCAUGUUCCGCGCAGCGGACGUCAAGGACCUCAAGAUCGACGACGCCAACCCACCCAAGCCGCCAGCACCAGCUCAGCCGGCACUCAACGACCCCGCCAUCCUCAAUUCUUCAGCGCCGCAGUCGGGACCUGGCUAUGGUGCGCCCGCAGGCAUGUACGGAGGCAUGAUGCCGGCUGCACCGUACGGAGCUGCUGCUCCCGGAGCGGCGUUCAACGGCUCCGCACCUGCACAGCGAUCGCCGCAGCCACCGCAAGCAGCAGCCACGUCAGCAGCCGCGUCUUUGUCCGCAUCCGCAUCCGCAUCCGCAUCGCAGCCGGCGUCUGGCGCAGGCAAGGCGGCACGCGCAUCGCCCGCAGCCGAAGCCGCACCAAAGUCGAGCGCGGACGCGGUGCUGGAGGAAAUGUCGAAGCUGAGCGUGUCGAAGCCCGCAACUUUAUCUUCUCCCUCGUCCUUGCCGGCUGCGCAUGGGUUGCCUGCGAUCCCACGCGCGGCGGCGGCAGCGGCUGCAGCAGCUGCGCAAUCCGAACGUCGCAACGGGUCGAGCAGUGCACCACGCGGUGGGCAGCGCGAGCGCGUGGGCGGACCGAGCAUGCCCAACCGCGAGUUCGACUUUGAGUCGGCCAAUGCCAAGUUCCAGAAGCACGGCGCGGACGGCGCGGACGAGGCGACGGGCGGACUGCUGGAUGCCAUCCCACCGCCCGCGUCGGACUCGGAGACGUUCUACGACAAGUCGGGCUUCUUUGACAAUAUCUCGUCCGAGAUCAAGGAGCGCUACGAGCGCAACCCUAACCCCAAUGGCGGUGGUGGUUGGGGAGAGGCUGGAGAGGGCGCGUCGUUCUUCGAUGCACCGGCGGGAGGACGUGGACGCGGUGGCAGGGGUGGGGGACGCGGAAGGGGGAGGGCGAAUAGGAUGGCCGAGGAGAUGAAGAACAUGCAGACGUUCGGCGACACGGGUGCGUCGUUUGGCGGAAGUGGCGGACGGGGCCGAGGCCGUGGACGCGGAAGGGGUCGAGGCAGGGGCCGAGCCAAUGACGGAUACAAUACGGCCCCCAUGCGCAUGGGAUGA
Messenger RNA from Moesziomyces antarcticus, 1272 nucleotides. Its product is annotated as G2/M transition checkpoint protein Sum2. Gene Ontology annotation, molecular function: mRNA binding. Gene Ontology annotation, cellular component: P-body. NCBI's taxonomy places the organism in Eukaryota, Fungi, Basidiomycota, Ustilaginomycetes, Ustilaginales, Ustilaginaceae. The record is from RefSeq and is a predicted model, not a curated record. Gene Ontology annotation, biological process: cytoplasmic stress granule assembly; P-body assembly. The transcript has 2 exons. Bases 1 to 1272 code for a protein of 423 amino acids.